Cucurbita pepo subsp. pepo (vegetable marrow) is the source of this 1743-nucleotide messenger RNA. It is a transcript of the gene HGO, whose product is annotated as homogentisate 1,2-dioxygenase. Gene Ontology annotation, cellular component: cytoplasm. Gene Ontology annotation, molecular function: homogentisate 1,2-dioxygenase activity. NCBI's taxonomy places the organism in Eukaryota, Viridiplantae, Streptophyta, Magnoliopsida, Cucurbitales, Cucurbitaceae. Gene Ontology annotation, biological process: L-phenylalanine catabolic process. The record is from RefSeq and is a predicted model, not a curated record.
CAAGUUCAUCUCUAUCUUUUAACAUGGUGAGCUUGAGCUUCUUGAACACGUCAUGACGUGAUUUCGAUCGUGAAUCUAGUUGCGUGGGGGAAUCACCGAUCACUGGAACCGCCGCAUGUUCUCAGGUGCCGUUUUCCGGUUUCAAUAGUCUCCACAAUCGAUCAUCAUCUUCAUCUGCUUUUUAUUCUUCUUCACUUUCAAUGGCUGCUCAAUCGGUCGGCGAAAUGGACGGCGGAAAUUUCCCUUCGGACCUCGCCUACCAGUCCGGCUUCAACAAUCAUUUCUCGUCGGAGGCGAUUCCCGGUGCUCUUCCUCAAUUGCAAAACAGUCCUCUGAUAUGCCCUUACGGCCUCUAUGCUGAGCAGAUCUCUGGCACUUCCUUCACAUCCCCUCGCAAGGUCAACAUGUGCAGUUGGCUGUAUCGGAUUAAGCCGUCGGUCACGCAUGAACCGUUUAGGCCUCGUUUGCCUAAAAACGAGAAGUUGAUAAGUGAAUUUAAUGCGUCAAAUUGUUCAUCGACUCCAACUCAGCUAAGGUGGAGACCGGCGGAUGUUCCUGAUUCACCGCUGGAUUUCGUUGAUGGUCUGUACACUGUUUGUGGAGCCGGCAGUUCGUUUCUUCGGCAUGGUUUUGCUAUUCACAUGUACACAGCCAAUAAGUCAAUGGAGAACUGUGCGUUCUGUAAUGCUGACGGCGACUUCUUGAUAGUCCCUCAGAGUGGAAGGCUGUUGAUUAUUACCGAGUGUGGAAGACUGGAAGUUUCUCCUGGUGAAAUAGUGGUUUUACCUCAAGGUUUUCGCUUUGUUGUUUAUCUGCCUGAUGGUCCAUCACGUGGCUACGUAGCUGAGAUUUUUGGCAGUCAUUUUCAGCUUCCUGAUCUCGGACCAAUAGGUGCUAAUGGUCUUGCUGCACCAAGGGAUUUUCUUGCCCCUGUAGCCUGGUUUGAAAAUAUUUCUCGGCCCGGUUACACAAUUGUGCAAAAAUAUGGUGGGGAAUUGUUUACUGCGAUACAGGACUUUUCUCCCUUUAAUGUAGUUGCCUGGCAUGGUAAUUAUGUUCCCUAUAAGUACGAUCUUAGUAAGUUCUGCCCUUACAAUACUGUGUUAUUUGAUCACAGUGAUCCAUCAAUAAAUACAGUAUUAACGGCACCAACUGAUAAACCCGGAGUAGCGUUACUCGACUUUGUCAUUUUCCCCCCAAGAUGGCUCGUCUCUGAACACACAUUCCGUCCUCCAUAUUACCAUCGCAACUGCAUGAGUGAAUUCAUGGGUCUCAUAUAUGGAGGCUACGAGGCAAAAGCUGAUGGGUUCCUUCCUGGGGGUGCCAGCCUUCAUAAUUGCAUGACUCCCCAUGGCCCUGAUACUAAAACAUACGAGGCCACUAUUGCUCGAGGAAACGAGGCUGGACCUUAUCGAAUCACCGACACAAUGGCAUUUAUGUUUGAAUCAAGUCUGAUCCCUCGCGUAUGCUCUUGGGCUCUGGAGUCUCCAUGCAUGGAUCAUGACUACUACCAAUGCUGGAUAGGAUUGAAAUCUCAUUUCACAAGUGAAGGAACAACUAGAGACAUGGAUCCACAGAAGGUAAAAACUGAUGUUGAAAAUGGAAGACAGACUGUGUAGAUAUAAUGUUGGAUGAACAUCAUGGAUUUCAUGAAAAGGUUUCCAUCCAAAGUCAUAUAAGAAUAAAAUUAUGAAUCUUAUAAAAAAUAAUAAUAAAUUAUGAUAAAAUGAUGAAUCUUCUUGC